UUUCCGCUUCCGGGUGGUACUCUCCGUGGCGCGUUCUGAAGCACAGUGGUUGCUAUGGAGGUACUGGGCGAGUACGUCGGGUUGGACGGGCAGCGGCAGCAACUACGGGUGCCCUGUGAGGCGCCGGGCGACGCCGACCCUUUCCGGGGCCUAUUGUCCGGCGUGGCCCAGAUGAGAGAGCUAGUGGCCGAUCUCUUGGGCCCCCUGGAACAGCGGGAAGCGAGGAACAGGGUGGCGGCGGCUCCAGACGAGGCCUUGGACGGUGAUGAUGAAGAUGAUGCAGAAGGUGAAAAUAACAUUGAUAACAGAACUAAUUCAGAUGGACCAUCUGCAAAACGGCCCAAACCACCAUCUUAACAGUAGCUUUUACAAGUGUUAACAGAUUGCUGCCAGCUCACUUCAGCAGCGUGUACCCUGGAUUGGAACAGUGGGAAGAGAUUGGCCUGGCCCCUGCGCACACAAAUGCGUGAAGUGUUCCCAAAAAAAGAUAGCAACUCUAUCUUAGUUAUCACUGGCAUUUAAGAAAGACUUUUAUUCUCAUUUGUUUUAUUUCCCUGGUACACUUUUGUUAAAGAAAAGCAAACUUUAUUCUGUUUCCAGCCAAGAAAGAUACAGUAAAUGUUUAGAAAUCAAUCUGUUUUCUUGGAUAAGAAAUUUCAGACCAUGGAAAUGUACUUUAUAAUGUAUAAAAUCUUCUAAGUUGGCAACUGAGUUUGUGUUAUUUUCUACUUUUAAAAUGACCAUUGAAUUAAUUUGUGUGAUGUCUACAUCUUUUAACUUCAAUUUCUGUUAUAAAAAGUAAUGUCGUGGUUCGUGGUCAAAAAUAUUUCAAAGAACUGACAUGAGCAAGUGAUGAAAUUGGGUAGUGAGUAAAGAAUGGCAGUCUGUUUCAUAGGAGUGUACACUUGAAACCUAUAUAAUUAACCAGUGUCACCUCAGUAAAUUUAAAUUGUUAAAAAAUGGCAGUUUAAGUAGAAGGAAAACUGGAAUAGAGAGAACUACUGAAGGAAGAUAAAGGGCUGUUGAAAGAAACCCAAGGCAACCUCGAGUUCAUGCUCACACCCAGUAUCCAGACGUCCAGAGAUGAUACGACUCUGAACACGCAGGCGGGCCAGCCAUCGGUUGACAGUUACGAGUGCACAAAGCUGAGUUUAUUCUUGUAUUGUUAUUUGUUAAUUGUAUUUUUCAUACAUAUAACACUAAACCUAUUUUUGCCCCA
Molecule: messenger RNA, 1219 nt
Organism: Artibeus jamaicensis (Jamaican fruit-eating bat)
Lineage: Eukaryota; Metazoa; Chordata; Mammalia; Chiroptera; Phyllostomidae
Gene: GON7
Product: GON7 subunit of KEOPS complex
Exons: 2
Coding region: 55-357 (100 amino acids)
Cellular component (GO): EKC/KEOPS complex
Source: RefSeq, a predicted model, not a curated record